This is a messenger RNA of Physella acuta, 1042 nucleotides long. Its product is annotated as procathepsin L-like. Lineage: Eukaryota; Metazoa; Mollusca; Gastropoda; Physidae. The record is from RefSeq and is a predicted model, not a curated record. Gene Ontology annotation, biological process: proteolysis. Gene Ontology annotation, molecular function: cysteine-type peptidase activity.
AUGAGAACCAAACUCCCGAAACUCCCAGCGGCAGUAGACUGGCGCUAUAAAGGAUACGUCACACCCAUCAAAGAUCAAGGCGAGUGCGGAUCCUGCUGGGCUUUCUCGGCUGUGGGGUCAUUGGAAGGUGAACAUUUCAAGGCCACUGGUCAACUGGUCAGCCUGUCUGAAUCACAGCUACUUGAUUGUUCAAUGAUGUGGGGUAGCGAUGGCUGCGAUGGCGGUAAGAUGACCCAAGCAUUUAAUUUUAUUAAAGAUGACGGAGGAAUCGACUCGGCCGAAAACUACCCAUAUACGCCGGAAGAAAACUUCUGUCAGAAUGUAAGAAAACCAGUCGCCGCUACAGUCAAUGGUUACGUGUGUAUACCAAAAGGGGAUGAAGAUGCUCUAAAAGAAGCGGUCGCUACUAUUGGUCCAAUCAGUGUUGCCAUAGACGCCGAUGAUCCAACCUUUGCCCUGUACAAAGACGGUGUGUACUACACACCAAACUGCAGCUCCAGCACAUUGACCCACGCCGUGCUAGUGGUUGGGUAUGGGACAUUGAAAGGCCAGGAUUAUUGGCUUGUGAAAAAUAGUUACGGAACGACCUGGGGCAAGAAUGGAUUUAUGUUGCUUGCCAGGAACAGAGACAACCACUGCGGCGUUGCUUCCAAUGCCGUUUAUCCUCUGGUCGGGGCUUAUGGAGGUCAACACAACAACGCCGACUCGGUGAUUGUAUGGAAGAUAUGUUUCUGUCUCUCUUUGUUGUAUCUUGUUGUCUUCAGACUGUAGUGCUAAAUGCAUGUAGAAGAAAAACAUGCUGUUUAUAAGUAGAACGUGUCGGUGAAAAUGUUCUUACCAUGUAUAAAACAUAUUUUAUAAAUGAAUAUCAAAAUAAAGCAGAAACUAAUAAAAUAAUAAUGUGUAUUUUUCGCAUGGUAUUUAUUUCUGUAAGCUACACUUUUCACAAACGCUUAUUUGAUUAAAUCCCUCUUUUAUUUUUAUACUUUAAAUGUAAAUAAAAUGUUUUGCCAUUAAAUGUUUAUAAAUACAAAUAAAAUAA